Messenger RNA from Biomphalaria glabrata, 7117 nucleotides. RefSeq lists its product as uncharacterized. Bases 292 to 3720 code for a protein of 1142 amino acids. The record is from RefSeq and is a predicted model, not a curated record. Lineage: Eukaryota; Metazoa; Mollusca; Gastropoda; Planorbidae. The transcript is spliced from 4 exons. Gene Ontology annotation, molecular function: protein binding.
CUUCCGUGUUGAAGGGAAUAAUGUCAACAAGUUCAUUGAGGUGUGUAGUGUAAACAAGUUUUGUGAUUUGUGUCUGAUUAAUGAUUUAUUCAGAUCCUACAUCUAGAUCUAUUAUUGUUCUAGAAUGAACCCUAUUGAAGUGUUUACUUCAUAGGAUAGACCUAGGACCUAGUACUCAAUGAGAAUGCAUUCAAAAAUGUUUUGUCACUGAAGACUGGCCACACAAGAGAUCAAGUAACAUUGUGCAUUAGAGUUAUCAUGUUUUGUUUGGUGUAAUGCACAUAUUGUAAAAUGAAUUCAGAUUCUGACUCUGAUUUUGAAGUAAGAUUCUCAAAGUAUCACCAAUGUCUCUUCACUCUAAAAAUCAAAGCUAAAAAGUCGAGAUUGAAAGAGAUCAAAGUCAAACUCCAAGAUGAACUCGACAUUGACGCUGACUGCGAAGAAGAAAAACUUCACAAGCUCAAUUUCUUGACCUGGGUUGAAUAUAAAUUGGACAAUGGUGACAGGGCCAAGGAAAUCAAUAAAAUGGCACUGAAAGAAAUGGGACAUAAUUUGACGUCACUCACAUAUCAAGCAUUUCUCUUUUGGAACGAAGGCAGCAAUGCCAAGGCAGAUAGAUGUUUAGACAAAGUGGAUUCCAUAAGGAAAGAACCCGGUGCCAAUUCAAAAGUAAUGGAAGUCAAGGCGGAACUAGCCUACAGCUAUAGCCGUAUAGGUGGAGCAGAAUAUAUUGCUAAAGCCAUUAAUCUUUAUGAGAGCAUUGUAGAUGCUUUUCCAGAUGAAUUUUCGUGGAAGUAUAGAUUAGGACUUGCUCACAGAAGAGUUGUUCACGGAAACAUUUCUCCUUCAAUGCCGCAAUGGAAGCCUGCAUCAGAACACAUAAAAAGUGCAGCCAAGUACUUAUUUGAUGUAGCGCUACAUUGCCCAGAGGCGUGUCUUCGUGGACGGGCCUACUCCCAGCUUGCUGUUAUGAAGAACUACUCUGAGCUAUACAUUCAAAAUGACAUGGAUAAAAUAUUUCAUGAGAUGAGCGUGCAGAAGCUUAUAGAUGAAGCUAUUGAGCAUAGUCCAAAUGAUGCACGUACGCUGAUGGAGUGUGGACGUAUCUUGAGAUUUUUGGAUUUGGACAAAGCUAUAGAACUGUUAGAAAAAUCUAUAGGUUUGAAGAAACACUCCAUAUCAUUGCAUCAUCUUGGUAAGUGUUAUGAAAGUAAAGCAAAGUUCGAAGCAAGAAAUCAAAGCACAAGGAACCAAAACCAGCCUAGAAGCCAUUCAAGAAACAAAGCCACUGGGCACAAUGAUGAUCUAAAUGAUGCACAAACAAUAGAAGAUCAAUAUAGAAACUAUACCACAAACGUACCAAACAAACAAGAUAGUCAAGAUAUACGCUACUCUACACGUUUACCAAGUAAAGGCUAUGAACGUAACUGUCAAAACGUCUCUAGAAAUACAACAGGUGGUUCUAGAGAAAACGUCGAGAUAGAUAGUCCACGCUGUACACCUAAUAGAAAUAGAGGAGCUUUAAACAGACUUUUUCAGAGAAAUGUCCCUACAGCAUUUACUGGGGGCUAUGGCUGGGACAAAACUCGUGGAUUACCUGGCUACCAAUGUUUAAGUAAUGCAAUGCAUACUCAUCCGGAUUAUCAGAAAAAAACUCAUCUUGACUUUUCCUCCAAUGAGUUUUGUGCUGGCAAUGUUCAAACCAGCGGCAAUGUUCGAAACACUCAUAAUCAGUUUGAAGAUAGAUCCCAGAAACAUCAACGCCAUAACUUCUCUAGACAAACACCAGCUAGAUCUCACCAAAGCCCGCGUAGAGGUUUUUCUAGAAACAAUACGGAAACUUUUAGAGAAAAUAGCAACACAUUCUACAAUUCAAACUAUACGCAAGGCAAACUUGUGGAAAACCAAAACAGACACUUCUCCGGAAAUAAACCAAACCAAUAUCAUCAACAAAACAAUAAUUAUUAUUGGGAGACGCCAGUUGCUGCCUCUCAUUCUAAAAAUCAAUAUGACACUACAGGCAGAAAUGUUCCUAGACAUAAUAGGAAUGAAACAAUGAGGGCACCCUCUUUUGGUGGUCAACAUUCAGACAGAAGUCAUUUAAAUUCACCCAAUUACAAGCAUCAAGAUCAUAGAAGUGAUUAUUCUAGAAUGCAAACUAGACACCAAGGAAACAUGGGAAAUCAGUUUAAAAAAACGAAACCUAUUCAAAGACUUAUAAGCUGCCCUCUUAAAGUGUUACCAUUAAAUAAGGAGGAUGACUAUGUCGCCAAGGCAUUAGACUGUUUUAAACAGUCUAUUCACAUUUCUUGGGAAAACAACUAUCCAGCAUUGUACAGUCUGGGUCUGACACUGAGAGCAUGUGGUCAGUAUGAAGAGGCGACAGAGCAGUUUAAUAAAAUCCUCAAUAACCACGGCUCGGGAUCUGAUUAUUUCAUUACAGUCGUAUGCGCGUUUGAGCAAUGCGGUCUUUGCAUGAUGGAGAUGGCAAAACAAGAAGACAUGGAACUGUCUGUAGAAGAAAAAACUAAAUUGUUUAAGAAAUCUGAAAAGAAUUUGCUAAAAGCAGUAAGUCUUGCUGCUACACUAGCUACCAAAGACCCAGAAAUAAAAAACCAUACCCAGAAUAUUUGGAACUCUUUUAGAACUCUGGAAGAAAGAUACGCAGAAAGUGAUGACUCUCCCGAAAUAAUAAAGAAGUUAAUUGUGUUGCUUCAAAUGGUAAGUCAGUAUGAAAAAAUUCCACCAGUUAUCGAAAAGCUUAGAUCUCUGAAUGACUCGGAUAUCGCUGAUCCAAAGAUCGUCGAAGCAGCACUGAAGAGUUAUCUCACUUCGAAUGACUAUGAGUCGGCGUGGACUUUUUUGUCUGUUUUGAUGACAACUUCCGAGCCAGCGAAGUUUUCCCCAGAACUAAAAUAUCUGAUAGUGAAAACACAACUUUGCACUGCAGAAUCAAGACUUCGCUUAGACGUCGCCAGUGCUAAACACAUCUUGAAACCUCUAUUUGAAUCUGUCAUUCAGACUAAUCUUAAGGACGCCCAUUGCAGUGAUGACUCAGCCGCCAAUGACUCUGAAGAUGAUCCUAUUGAUGUCUUAAUUAUUUGGGAUGAAAAAUCACCGAACAAGGCUAACCUUGAGGAGAAAAUGUGUGCAUUACAAAAAUGUAUUAACGAUGUGUUUGGCAUAGAGGCCAGUGCAAAUCUUCAGAGUUGCAGGUCUGCAGGUGUGGCACUGACACUCCAAAUCGAAGAAAUGGAACGACCUAAACUUCUCCUUGUUAUGAUAGAAAGACAUUCAUCUAAGCAUUUUGAAUUUAUCCUGAAUAAUAUCCCUUGUUUAACAAGCCAAGGGAGAGCACCACGAGUUCUGGUAGGACUGUGUGACAGUGAUGUCAUCGUCCCAACUUCUUUGAAUACUUAUUCCCAUUUGUCAUUGGACCGGGCUCUUGAACACUUUAGCUGCAUCUUGUAUCCAAACAAUUCGCAAGGGCAAGAACAUUAUGUGCCAUUUGAAAACAAAGAACUAUCUGGCACUGACCUGAAACAUUAUGUGCCAUUUGAAAACAAAGAACUAUCUGGCACUGACCUGAAAGAACAAGGAAAUAAAGUGGAAGUCAGCUCAGAAAGUCAUAAUGUGAACUGGACAAUAGAGGACAUUGAUGUCCUCAACUCUGUAAUGCUAUUAUAUUGUUCUAUGAUUGGUCAGAAAUGGCCACUGUGAUCACUAUCUAGUAUAUCUAAUGGGAUCAAGUCUACAAGGACUAUACAAAGAUAUUUCACAUGAUAGAGGCUACUAAGUCUAAUUUAAGGUAUUUAAUGCGAUGAGGGUACUAGGCUCAUUUUAACAUAUUUAAUGUGAUAGAGGUUACUAGGCCCAUGUUAAAAUAUUUAGUAUGAUGGAGUCUAAUAGGCCCAUUUAAAAAUAUCUAAUGUGAUAGAGGCUACUAGGCCCAUGUUAAAAUAUUUAAUGUGAUGGAGUCUAAUAGGCCCAUUUAAAAAUAUCUAAUGUGAUAGAGGCUACUAGGCCCAUUUUAAAAUAUUUAAUGUGAUGGAGUCUACUAGGCCCAUUAAAAAAUAUCUAAUGUGAUAGAGGCUACUAGGCCCAUUUUAAAAUAUUUAAUGUGAUGGAGUCUAAUAGGCCCAUUUAAAAAUAUCUAAUGUGAUAGAGGCUACUAGGCCCAUGUUAAAAUAUUUAGUGUGAUGGAGUCUACUAGGCCCAUUAAAAAAUAUCUAAUGUGAUAGAGGCUACUAGGCCCAUUAAAAAAUAUCUAAUGUGAUAGAGGUUACUAGGCCCAUGUUAAAAUAUUUAGUGUGAUGGAGUCUACUAGGCCCAUUUUAAAAUAUUUAAUGUGAUAGAGGCUACUAGGCCCAUUUUAAAAUAUUUAAUGUGAUAGAGGCUACUAGGCCCAUUUUAAAAUAUCUAAUGUGAUAGAGGUUACUAGGCCCAUUUUAAAAUAUUUAAUGUGAUGGAGUCUAAUAGGCUCAUUUUAAAAUAUCUAAUGUGAUAGAGGCUACUAGGCCCAUUUUAAAAUAUUUAAUGUGAUAGAGGUUACUAGGCCCAUUUUAAAAUAUUUAAUGUGAUAGAGGCUACUAGGCCCAUGUUAAAAUAUUUAGUGUGAUGGAGUCUACUAGGCCCAUUUUAAAAUAUUUAAUGUGAUAAAGGUUACUAAGUCUAAUUUAAGGUAUUUAAUGUGAUGAGGGUACUAGGCUCAUUUUAACAUAUUUAAUGUGAUAGAGUCUACUAUUUAAUGUGAUGGAGUCUACUAGGACCAUUUUAAAAUACUUAAUGUGAUGGAGUCUAGUAGGCCCAUGUUAAAAUAUUUAGUGUGAUGGAGUCUACUAGGCCCAUUAAAAAAUAUCUAAUGUGAUAGAGGUUACUAUGCCCAUGUUAAAAUAUUUAGUGUGAUGGAGUCUACUAGGCCCAUUUUAAAAUAUCUAAUGUAAUAGAGGUUACUAGGCCCAUUUUAAAAUAUUUAAUGUGAUAGAGGUUACUAGGCUCAUUUAAAAAUAUCUAAUGUGAUAGAGGUUACUAGGCUCAUUUUAACAUAUUUAAUGUGAUAGUCUACUAUUUAAUGUGAUGGAGUCUACUAUGACCAUUUUAAAAUACUAAUGUGAUGGAGUCUAGUAGGCCCAUGUUAAAAUAUUUAGUGUGAUGGAGUCUACUAGGCCCAUUAAAAAAUAUCUAAUGUGAUAGAGGCUAUUAGGCCCAUUUUAAAAUAUUUAAUGAGAUUGAGGCCACUAGGCCUAUUUUAAAAUAUCUAAUGUGAUAGAGGCUACUAGGCCUAUUUUAAAAUAUCUAAUGUGAUAGAGGCUACUAGGCCUAUUUUAAAAUAUUUAAUGAUAGAGGCUACUAGGCCUAUUAAAAAAUAUUUAAUGUGAUAGAGGCUACUAGGCCUAUUUUAAAAUAUUUAAUGAUAGAGGCUACUAGGCCUAUUGUAAAAUAUUGAAUGUGAUAGAGGCUACUAGGCCCAUUUUUCUUACUACUAGUCCUAUUGUAAAUUUAAUAAAUGUCUACGUGAAAGAGAUCAUAAAGUCUACAGCCAUCAUAAACAGUAGACUUUGUAGUGAGUGUAGUAUACUAGAUCUCAAUCAUACAGAGAAUCUACAACACAUAGCGUUAAUUUAUUCUUCAUGUCUAUUUUAACUUGUAAAUAAAAGAGCAUUCUUAAUAGCUUGUGUACUUGACGCUAAAUAUGUGAUGUGAAUCAGGCUAGUUAUUACAAAGUCAUUUACAAUGUCACAAAUUUAAUGUACUUUUGAAUUAUUUCGUAUGUAUUCCAUAUAUUGAUUCCAGUCGUUCUGAAAUGACCACAGCCGGAAUCUCUAAGUUAGUUUUUGUGGUCUACACUUUGCACAUUCCUCGUCCCAUAUGCUAGGACAAAUUUGUACAAAUACUCCUUCUUCCCUAGUGCUAUUAGAGCAUGGAAUGGGUUGCCUGAGCUAGCCAGGAAAACCAGUGACUUGGCAGAAUUUAAGUCAUUGGUUAAUAUGCAUGACUAAAUGCAUGACGCGUAGGACGUAAUCAUCUUCUUUUUUGAAGUAACGUCUGUAUUAUAUAAGAUAAGAAGAUAAUAUAAGAAGCUAACUACACUUAAGGCACGGGUACCUUGACAUUUGAAGUUGAUUGGAAUUUGAUCUGGGUUUUUUUUUUUUUACUCUUUUCCCUUGCUUUUGGAUUUCUAUCCCGAGUCUCCAGUAGUCACAGCUCCACACCAGGAGGAUUGAUCUGAAUUGUUUGUUCCCUGUCUCCAGUAGUCACAGCUCCACACCAGGAGGAUUGAUCUGAAUUGUUUGUUCCCUGUCUCCAGUAGUCACAGCUCCACACCAGGAGGAUUGAUCUGAAUUGUUUGUUCCCUGUCUCCAGUAGUCACAGCUCCACACCAGGAGGAUUGAUCUGAAUUGUUUGUUCCCUGUCUCCAGUAGUCACAGCUCCACACCAGGAGGAUUGAUCUGAAUUGUUUGUUCCCUGUCUCCAGUAGUCACAGCUCCACACCAGGAGGAUUGAUCUGAAUUGUUUGUUCCCUGUCUCCAGUAGUCACAGCUCCACACCAGGAGGAUUGAUCUGAAUUGUUUGUUCCCUGUCUCCAGUAGUCACAGCUCCACACCAGGAGGAUUGAUCUGAAUUGUUUGUUCCCUGUCCGAUGAAGGUGUUGUCAGUUAUUGUACACAUUUUGGACAAUGAAAAUGAUUACGACCUAGACCUACUGCAGGACAAGGGACGAAUUUUGUUUUUUAAAUCUUAAUGUCCAUUUCAUACUUGACCUUGGACAAACGUGCGAAAGAUAAACAAACAACAUUCUUUGGUUAUUUUUUUAACAUUCUUUCGUUAUUUUUUUAACAUUCUUUCGUUAUUUUAUUAACAUUCUUUGGUUAUUUUUUUAACAUUCUUUCGUUAUUUUUUUAACAUUCUUUCGUUAUUUUUAGCAAUUAAAUGUGUAGUAAAACAGUAAAAGUCCGCAAGUAUCAUUCCAUUUUUGAAACGUUGUCUGUGAUAAUUGAAUAAAUGUACAUUAUCUUUGAUGUUUCUAUAUAUGACAUGUAUUCUAUUUAUUGACAAAUGCGACAUUGUUUUAUAAAACACAAUAUUAUUACAUUAAAAGAGAUUGACUUUCACAAAA